AUGGGCAUCCUGGUCGGGUCCGCAGUCGGGCCAAUCUGUUACACAGCAGCCUGGGGACGCUUGACGGCCUGGGCGGUUAUAUUGGGUUGCUGGUUUGGGGCCAUACUAGGCAUUGUCAUAUGGCUAGUUUACGCGGGCAUUCUGGCCUACAGCGGAGUGGACCUUUUUAUCAACUGUACUGGUCUCAUUGAAGUGAUGCUUGUUGGGAAUUGCAUUUCGAUCAGUUCAGGCUUCAUCAUCCCUGUUUUAGUAACAUUAAUGCAGACCCGAAACUAUUCAACAGUAAUGCGACAGCCAGAGGCGGCUUGGGAUGGAACCAGAGAAGUAGAAAAUCCUCUUCAUCCUUGGCCAGAACUUUUCGUCAAAGAACUGCGUAUCGUAAAUCCGGAACGUCUCGACGACGGUCGUCCAAAUCUAUUCGACGUGCAACGCACCUUCCGAUUUCCAAUUAAAGUGGCAACUGUUGGCAGUAUCUCUCUGUCUGUUGUGCUGGUAAUUGUCUGGCCAGCCUUAGCCAGCACAACACCCAACUUUUCGUAUGAAUCUUUUGCUGCCUGGGUACAUUAA
This is a messenger RNA of Protopolystoma xenopodis, 567 nucleotides long. NCBI's taxonomy places the organism in Eukaryota, Metazoa, Platyhelminthes, Monogenea, Polystomatidea, Polystomatidae. The record is from the annotation of a GenBank genome assembly.